ACAGCAGAAAUGACGAAUUCCGGCGUGAUGGAAGUGCUGGAGAAGCAGCUGACGACCGAAGAGAUACUGAAGUGGAGUCCGCUGCGCUUCGCCGAAGAAACUCACGCUUGGGGAUGGGUGGAAGUUCUGCUGCAAGGAGGCUUACCUCGGAAGCACCUGGAAGUUACGAGAGCCAAGUUGAGUGACCCCGAGCACGCCGCCGGCAUCAUGGAGCAGCUGUGCGAGUGCGGGCACCUGCAGCUGCUGCAGUUCGCCCUCUCCGUGGACCCGGCCCUGGCGAACGUCACGCUGCAGGGGGGCAGCCGCAGCCCGCUGCAGGUGGCGGCGGCGCGCCGGCGCGAUGCGGCGGUGCGGCUGCUGGUGGAGGCGGGAGCCGACGUGGGCGCCAGGGACGGCCGCGGCCGCACCGCGCUGCACGCCGCCGUGGCGCACGGCGCCGUCGACGCCACGCGCAUCCUGUUGCACGCCGGCGCCGACGCCUGGGCGCGCGACGCCGACGGCAGGACGGCGCGCGAGCUGGCGCGCAGGAACGAGCAGGUGGCGACCAUGCAAGUGCUCGAGGAGCUGACCGGCGACGUGCAUUGGCCGCUGCGUCGCCUCAUCCUGGCGGCCGAGGCCUCCAACGUGCCCGCGGUGCGCCAGUUGCUGGCCGCCAGGCGCGGGCCUCCGAAGGGCAGGUGGACGCACCUGCACUGGGCGUCGCUCAAGGGCAGCGCCACGGUUGUCAGAACCCUUGUGGCCGCCGGGAUGGACCCCGACGCGCGCGACCGCCACGGCAACACCCCGCUACACGCGGCGGCGGCGCGCGGGCGGCCGGAGGUGGUGCAGGCGCUGGUGGAGGCGGGGGCCACCCUCGACGCGGCCGACGCCACCGGCUCGACGGCACUGCACUACGCCGUGCGCACCGGCAACGUGGCGGCGGCGCGGCUGCUGCUGGCCGCCGGCGCCGACACCGAGACAUUCAGAUGCAUGACUUCCAUACUCUCUAAUCAAAAGAAACAUGAAUGUGUUGCAAGUCAACAAAUAAUUUCUGACGAUAAAACAUCAGUGGAUACAGAAACUCUUCAUUGUCAGUCUAAUGAUUCUGACAGACAAGACAUUAGAGAUUUUGAGCCACCACAGUCUCAAACAAUUGACACUGAGAGGCGGUCUUGUGAGGAUACUCUGCCUGAUGUGACUAAAGCUAUGCCAAAAGGACCAUUAAGUAUAUUUAAACGGAUGCAAUCCAUACUCAGUAAUGAAAACAAAGGUGAAUGUGCAGAAAGUCACCUUAUAAUUUCUCAGACUAAGACAGUUGAGGAUACAGAGGCUCUUAGUUUAGAGUCUAAUGAUUCAGACAUACAAGAUAUAAGAGAUAUUGAGCCCCCACAAUCUCAAACAGUAGACAGUGAGAGCCGGGCUUGUGAGGAUACUCUACCUGAUGCGACUGAAGCAAUGGCAAAUGGACCAUUAAGUAUAUUUAAAUGGAUGAAAUCCAUACUCAGUAAUGAAAAGAAAGGUGAAUGUGUUGAAAGUCGUCUUAUAAUUUCUGAGACUGAGACAUUGGAGCAUAGAGAGGCUCAUAAUUUUGAGGCUGAUGAUUCUGACAAACAACAUAUAAAAGAUCUUGAGCCCCCACAAUCUCAAACAGUAGACAAUAAGAGCCGGGCUUGUGAGGAUACUCUACCGGAUGCAACUGAAGCAAUGACAAAAGGACCAUUAAGUACAUUUCAACAGAUGACAUCCAUACGCAGUAAUGAAAAGAAAGGUGAAUGUGUAGAAAGUCACCUUAUAAUUUCUCAGACUAAGACAGUUGAGGAUACAGAGGCUCUUAGUUUAGAGUCUAAUGAUUCAGACUUACAAGAUAUAAGAGAUAUUGAGCCCCCACAAUCUCAAACAGUAGACAAUGAGAGCCGGGCUUGUGAGGAUACUCUACCUGAUGCGACUGAAGCAAUGGCAAAAGGACCAUUAAGUAUAUUUAAACGGAUGAAAUCCAUAUUCAGUAAUCAAAAGAAAGGUGAAUGUGUUGAAAGUCAUCUUAUAAUCUCUGAGACUGAGACAUUGGAGAAUACAGAGGCUCAUAAUUUUGAGGCUGAUGAUUCUGACAAACAACAUAUAAAAGAUCUUGAGCCCACACAAUCUCAAACAGUAGACAAUAAGAGCCGGGCUUGUGAGGAUACUCUACCUGAUGCAACUGAAGCAAUGACAAAAGGACCAUUAAGUACAUUUCAACAGAUGACAUCCAUACUCAGUAAUGAAAAGAAAGGUGAAUGUUCAGAAAGUCACCUUAUAAUUUCUCACACUAAGACAGUUGAGGAUACAGAGGCUCAUAAUUUUGAGUCUAAUGAUUCUGACAAACAACAUAUAAAAGAUCUUGAGCCCCCACAAUCUCAAACAGUAGACAAUGAGAGCCGGGCUUGUGAGGAUACUCAACGUGAUGCAACUGAAGCAAUGGCAAAAGGUCCAUUAAGUAUAUUUAAACGGAUGAAAUCCAUAUUCAGUAAUCAAAAGAAAGGUGAAUGUGUUGAAAGUCAUCUUAUAAUCUCUGAGACUGAGACAUUGGAGAAUACAGAGGCUCAUAAUUUUGAGGCUGAUGAUUCUGACAAACAACAUAUAAAAGAUCUUGAGCCCCCACAAUCUCAAACAGUAGACAAUAAGAGCCGGGCUUGUGAGGAUACUCUACCUGAUGCAACUGAAGCAAUGACAAAAGGACCAUUAAGUACAUUUAAACAGAUGACAUCCAUACUCAGUAAUGAAAAGAAAGGUGAAUGUGCAGAAAGUCACCUUAUAAUUUCUCAGACUAAGACAGUUGAGGUUACAGAGGCUCUUAAUUUAGAGUCUAAUGAUUCAGACAUACAAGAUAUAAGAGAUAUUGAGCCUCCACAAUCUCAAACAGUAGACAAUGAGAGCCGGGCUUGUGAGGAUACUCAACGUGAUGCGACUGAAGCAAUGGCAAAAGGUCCAUUAAGUAUAUUUAAACGGAUGAAAUCCAUAUUCAGUAAUCAAAAGAAAGGUGAAUGUGUUGAAAGUCAUCUUAUAAUCUCUGAGACUGAGACAUUGGAGAAUACAGAGGCUCAUAAUUUUGAGGCUGAUGAUUCUGACAAACAACAUAUAAAAGAUCUUGAGCCCCCACAAUCUCAAAUAGUAGACAAUAAGAGCCGGGCUUGUGAGGAUACUCUACCUGAUGCAACUGAAGCAAUGACAAAAGGACCAUUAAGUACAUUUAAACCGAUGACAUCCAUACUCAGUAAUGAAAACAAAGGUGAAUGUGCAGAAAGUCACCUUAUAAUUUCUCAGACUAAGACAGUUGAGGUUACAGAGGCUCUUAAUUUAGAGUCUAAUGAUUCAGACAUACAAGAUAUAAGAGAUAUUGAGCCCCCACAAUCUCAAACAGUAGACAAUGAGAGCCGGGCUUGUGAGGAUACUCUACCUGAUGCGACUCAAGCAAUGGCAAAAGGACCAUUAAGUGAAUGA
Molecule: messenger RNA, 3453 nt
Organism: Schistocerca nitens (vagrant locust)
Lineage: Eukaryota; Metazoa; Arthropoda; Insecta; Orthoptera; Acrididae
Gene: Tnks
Product: ankycorbin
Exons: 14
Coding region: 10-3453 (1147 amino acids)
Cellular component (GO): cytoplasm; nucleus
Molecular function (GO): protein binding
Source: RefSeq, a predicted model, not a curated record